AUGUCAACCAAAACAAGACAUUAUUUAGAACAAUUUAUUCCUGAACUAGAUGAUCUAGUGGAGAAAGGUGUAUUCACCAAAGAUGAAGUGUCCAACAUAAUGAAGAAAAGAACUAAUUUUGAACACCGCCUAAAUUCUCGUGGAUCCAGUAUAAAUGACUACGUGAAAUACAUUCAAUACGAGACUAAUGUGGAAAAAUUACGUGUCAAAAGAGUCCAUAGAAUUCUUCAAACAAAUAAAACAAACAGUAUAUCAGAUUGGUCUAUCCCUCAAAGAAUUGGGUUUAUAUAUCAGCGCGGUACCAACAAAUUUCCACAAGACCUUAAGUUUUGGGCUAUGUAUUUAAAUUUCCUCAAGAAUCGGGGGGUAUCUACCUCAUAUAAAAAAAUUCAUUCUGUUUACAACACAUUAUUGAAACUACAUCCAAAUAAUGUUAAUAUAUGGAUUAGUUGUGCUAAAUAUGAAUAUGAAAAACAUGCCAAUUUCAAAAGUUGUAGAAGUGUGUUCCAAAACGGGCUAAGGUUUAAUCCUGAUGUCUCAAAGUUGUGGUUCGAAUAUAUUAAAUUUGAAUUAAAUUUUAUAACCAAAUUAAUUAAUAGAAGAAAAGUUAUGAAUUUAAUUAAUGAAAGAGAACAAGAAUUAGAUAUGUUGAAUGAAGCUAAGGAAAAAGGACCAAAUGAUGAAAAUGAAGAUAAUGAUGACCAAGACUCAAAUAUUAAAACAAUAUCGACUGGUGAUGCUAUGAAGGAUAAAUUAAAUGAAUUGCCAGAAGCUGAUAUGAAUAUGUUGGGUUCUCAAGAGACUAAUCCUGCAUUACGUGGUGAUAUUGCCUUAACUAUUUUUGACAUUGGUAUGAAAUCUCUGGGUGAACAUUAUUUAAAAAAACAAAAAGGUUACUAUGCUGUAGCCGAUAAAACGACUAAUAAAGAAUUAAAAAAAGAAGCCAUUGAAUAUCUAUAUAAGGAAUCUCAAAAAUAUAUCGAAUUGUUUGAUCAAUUUAAAGAUUUACAACGAGACUAUCUAAUUAACCAUAUUUUACAAUACUGGAAAUUUGAGCACCAUGAUAUAUCAUUAAAGGAAGAGUUUCCAGAGUACUAUCUAAUGAAUAUGUUUAUUGAUAUUACACUUAACAUUAGAUAUAUGACUUUGGAAAACUUGGAUAUUGAUCAACUCCAAUUAUCUGUCAAGAAAUAUAUUGCUUAUAAAAGUAAAUUACCAGAAAAAGAUUCAAAGCAGCUACAAACCAAAUAUAAGGAUUACAUUAAAAGCACCUUCCUUGAUAAUAUAGAAGAAGAAGAAGACUCUAGAGUUAAGAUUCUUGACUUGAUUGUUAAAAAAUUGUAA
Arxiozyma heterogenica is the source of this 1344-nucleotide messenger RNA. It is a transcript of the gene UTP6, whose product is annotated as snoRNA-binding rRNA-processing protein UTP6. Gene Ontology annotation, cellular component: small-subunit processome; Pwp2p-containing subcomplex of 90S preribosome. Bases 1 to 1344 code for a protein of 447 amino acids. Gene Ontology annotation, biological process: maturation of SSU-rRNA from tricistronic rRNA transcript (SSU-rRNA, 5.8S rRNA, LSU-rRNA). The transcript has a single exon. NCBI's taxonomy places the organism in Eukaryota, Fungi, Ascomycota, Saccharomycetes, Saccharomycetales, Saccharomycetaceae. The record is from RefSeq and is a predicted model, not a curated record. Gene Ontology annotation, molecular function: protein binding; snoRNA binding.